This is a messenger RNA of Trichobilharzia szidati, 3193 nucleotides long. The record is from the annotation of a GenBank genome assembly. Lineage: Eukaryota; Metazoa; Platyhelminthes; Trematoda; Strigeidida; Schistosomatidae.
AUUCAGAAGGGGACUGGACAAAUUUCAGACUGUGGUAAACACUAUGAAGAGCAUAGUAAACAAUUAUCCAAGGUUAUGUUGUAUAUCGGUAAACAACUAAUCAGUUGGUUAAGUCAAACAAAUACGCCUAACAGUUUUACUGUAAAAAAUAGUAAUAAUUAUAUGAAUACAAAUCCUAGUAAUUAUAAUUACAAUUUUAAUAAUGCAAUCUAUGAAGAUCCAAUUACAAUGAGUAUUAGUGAAAAAGAUAAGAUUGGUAAUAAUAAUAUUAAUAAUAAUAAUCAUUCAAAUGGUUCGCCUUGGACAUUGAAUAGUAUGAAUGUUCAAAUAUCAACUAUUGAACAAGAAACAUGGAAUAAUUUAGAGCGUAACAGUUGGCUACCGUAUUUAGAUACAGUUGAUGAUUAUUUAAGGAAGACUAGAGAUGAUUUGGAUACAAAAGUGAUCGAUUAUUGGGCACCAUAUGACCAACUGUUGGCAAAUCUUCUCAUCAAUCCAUGGAUUGCACCAGCUCGUCGAGCAUUGAAUACCUCAUGGUUACAAGAGAAACGGAUUUCAUUUAUGGAUCGAACAUAUUUCGGUUUACUUUCAAAUGAUAUCGACUCUGAAGAUGAAAAUCAACAGUCAAAUGAUGUCUCAAUGUUGAAUGGUGCUAGAGAAACUCAGUCAUUAAUGCUGUCAAAUUUUAUCGGCGUACCACAGCCUGCACAUGCUCGUUUAGCUGGAACAAGAAUAUGGAAUAGUUUUCGCAAUCUGGUUCCAGGUUUACCAAGUAAAUUCUAUUAUAAACUAGAGCCAAGUUCGACGUCGACAUCCUCCUCUUCAUCUCCUUCAUCAUCUCUGUCAUUAUCGUCAACCAUGAAAGCAUCAGCUGUCAAUAAAGAUAAUGACUUUCAAAAGAAACCCAAGUUGUAUCAUGAUUAUCGUCAAAUGUUAUCCAAUGAAGACUGGUAUCAUAUUCCAAGUGGACAGCUGAGUUUAAAUGAUAAGCAGAGUAUUGUCGACUUCACCGACUUCAGUACACACUUCUCUGUAUUCGCAACAGCUGUGACAAAGAAAAGCGGCAGUCUCAUGUCGAGUGAUACAAAUGCCUAUUUUCUGACACUUACACAAGUUCGUCUUCUGCUACUUUUAUUAGACGCUAUCAUUAUACUAGCCAGAUGCUUUCAAACAUUUAAUUUUAUGCAUAAUAUCUGGUUUGGUGAUACUCGAUUAGUCAGUGGAAAUCAUUCACUACAUGAGAAUUCACAAGUCAUGAUUGAAUCAUUCGAUUCUCCAACUAUUCAGCAGCAGCAGCAACAGCACCGACAGUCUCAAUCGUUAUCUCUAACGCAGUCACAAUUACAACAACAACAGCAACAGCAACAACAACACUCGACAUCUCCAAGUCAUCCAUCCAAUUAUCAUUAUCAACUUCAACAGAAUAUAAGAUCACCUAAACGGAUUCCACUGCCAGUAGGAUCUACACCAUUUCUGCAUCCUACAUCGUGUUCAUCAAGUAUACGUGAAUCUAAUCACCAUUCAGUGUCAAAUGAAUUUCCAACAUCUCCUACCAGAAAUUACAAUGAAACUAUGGUUGUUAACCAGUCAAUUCGUAUGAAUGAUUGUGAAAGAAAAUCAUCUACAGGUACAGGCAUGAAUAUUAGUCAAAGUAGUAAUCCGCCAACUUCUUUACACUUUGACAAUGGUACUGGACGUUUUACAGCAUGUUAUUGUUGCUUGGACACACAUUAUCUACUUGUUAUAACUGGCAUCGGUUUAUUAUUCAUUGGACUUGUCCUACUCUGGGCUACUGAUCGACAUGUUCGACCAGGAUGGUUAUUGGCAAAAACCGGUGUAUUUGCUCGAUCACGUGCACUAGAAGAUUGUAGACAGAGAACGAAUGCUAUUCUAAAAACAAUUCAACCAAAUCAUAUCAAUAUGGAUUUGAUAAGAUCGGCUAGAAUAAAUGCAGCUCGUGAAGCUCAUUGGAUGAAUCAAUUGACUAAUAGACUGACACAUGUUCAAACUCAUAUACAAUUACAAUUCAUUACAGAAUUAUGCUUAUUACAAAAAGGUUUGGCGAAUCAUUACUAUGUUUUAAAUCAACAUCAACCUCACCAGCAACAACAUCAACAAGCUGGACAAAUUCACCUACCAGAGACAGGUGAUACAAAGUCAAGUUUUUCAGCUUGUGAAUUAAUCGGUCCGAAUUCACAGUUUACUGAACAAGCCUUAUCCAUACUGUCCACCUGGCGAUUGGAUCCCAUGACAAAUAAACAAAUCAAGCAUACACUGAAAACACCAACCUGCCAUUUUUCACCAAUCGUUCCAGCUACUUAUGCUGAAAGUCAUCUGUCACGAUUAUUAAGAAUGACCAGUUUGAAUGACCAGGACUACCACCACCCGAAAAAAAAUUUGAAAAAACAGAAAAGUAAGAUGUCAGUUUUUUCCGCGAACAAUCAGACUGAUGAAUUCACUCAAACUGAUGGAAAUCAAUUAGAUUUUGAUUAUGAACAAAUAACCACAUCAAUUGGAAGUCUGUCAACAUUAAUUAAUGCUGUUUAUCGUUUAAUGUUGACCAGUUUGACAGUCAUGAUAGCAAUGGGUGGAUUGUUGGUUUGUCUUCAUAUGAUAUCAAUUCUAGCGCGUAUGAUUAUACGCAUCCCAGUGCGUAAGAUUUACUAUGCAUCCAGUUACCCGCCGUAUACAUCAUCUGUUAACAAUCAAAGUUAUUCACCUACUCCAUUUCGACGAAGAAACAGUCUAUCAAGGUGAAUAAAAAGUGAGAAGAAUCGAUAAUGUGCAUUAGAAUGCUGCUUGUCUGUCCGCCUGCCUGUCUGCUGUGCAAACUUUGAAACAUACUUCAUUGGCCUUCUGCUUGGUUCUCUGCACGUCAGAAGAUCAACAGCUACCUAAUCAUUAUCAAGAUUCGGAUCGAUGGUUGAAAUGUUAGACAAUAGGAAAUCAAUAAUAAUAAUAAUAAUUUGAAUUAAUGUUUCUUCAAUAAUCAAUACACUUUUAAACAAAAUAGCAAUUCAGUGAUACUAUUGAACAUUGAAAGAAAGAUGUGAAAUAUUGAAAUCUUAAACUGUUAUUUCCCUUUUCCUUCUGCUUGCUCAAAAAAUUAUUUUCCCUCUAUCAAUCAAUAAAUAAAUAAAGAAACAUGAAUAAAAUGGAGAGCACAGACGCACACACGCACAAGUUUGCCGAG